Molecule: messenger RNA, 5505 nt
Organism: Lathyrus sativus (Indian pea)
Lineage: Eukaryota; Viridiplantae; Streptophyta; Magnoliopsida; Fabales; Fabaceae
Source: the annotation of a GenBank genome assembly
AUGGAUAUACGUUUCCCUUUCUCGCCGGCGGAGGUCUCCAAAAUCCGCAUGGUUCAGUUUGGAAUACUCAGUCCCGAUGAGAUCAGGCAAAUGGCUGUGGUGCAAAUAGAGCACGGCGAAACGACUGAGAGAGGAAAGCCGAAAGUUGCAGGAUUGAGUGAUCCUCGACUUGGAACUAUUGAUAGGAAAAUGAAGUGUGAAACUUGUACUGCUAGUAUGGCUGAAUGCCCCGGUCAUUUUGGUUACUUGGAGCUUGCCAAGCCUAUGUUUCAUAUUGGGUUUUUGAAGACUGUUCUCAGUAUAAUGCGCUGUGUUUGCUUUAACUGCUCUAAAAUUCUCGCUGAUGAGCAAGAUCAUAAGUUUAAGCAAGCUUUGAGGAUCAAGAAUCCAAAAAAUAGGCUGAGAAAGAUUUUGGAUGCUUGUAAAAACAAAACCAAGUGUGAAGGAGGUGAUGACCUCGACCUUCCUGGUCAAGAUACCGAGGAGCCAGUUAAAAAGAGUCGCGGUGGCUGUGGUGCUCAGCAACCAAAGAUCACUAUUGAGGGAAUGAAAAUUAAUGCAGAGUAUAAAGCUCAAAGGAAGAAAAGUGAUGAUCAGGAUCAGCUUCCUGAACCUGUAGAAAGGAAACAGACUCUUUCCGCCGAAAGGGUUCUGAGUGUUCUGAAAAGGAUAAGUGAUGAGGACUGCCAGUUGUUAGGCUUGAAUCCUAAGUAUGCCCGUCCUGACUGGUUGAUUUUACAAGUUCUUCCAAUUCCUCCUCCACCUGUGAGACCUUCAGUAAUGAUGGACACAUCCUCCAGAAGUGAGGAUGAUUUAACUCAUCAGCUGGCCAUGAUCAUCAGGCACAAUGAAAAUCUUAAGAGACAGGAGAGGAACGGUUCUCCUGCACAUAUUAUAUCCGAGUUUGCUCAGUUGUUACAGUUUCACAUAGCCACGUAUUUUGAUAAUGAGUUGCCUGGAUUGCCAAGGGCUACUCAAAGAUCAGGAAGGCCCAUCAAAUCAAUAUGCAGCAGGCUUAAAGCGAAAGAAGGACGUAUUAGAGGCAACUUGAUGGGAAAAAGAGUUGAUUUUUCUGCUCGAACAGUAAUCACACCAGAUCCAACCAUCAAUAUUGAUCAAUUGGGAGUGCCAUGGACUAUUGCUCUUAAUCUUACAUACCCCGAGACUGUUACUCCUUACAACAUUGAAAGAUUGAAGGAACUUGUCGAGUAUGGACCCCAUCCUCCACCUGGAAAAACUGGUGCUAAGUAUAUCAUUCGUGAUGAUGGACAAAGGCUUGAUCUCAGAUAUUUGAAGAAAAGUAGUGACCACCAUUUGGAGCUUGGAUACAAAGUGGAGCGUCAUUUGAAUGAUGGAGACUUUGUUCUCUUCAAUCGUCAGCCUAGUCUUCAUAAGAUGUCUAUCAUGGGGCACCGAAUCAAAAUCAUGCCUUAUUCUACUUUUCGGCUUAACUUGUCUGUUACCUCACCAUACAAUGCUGAUUUUGAUGGUGAUGAAAUGAAUAUGCAUGUUCCUCAAUCAUUUGAAACCAGAGCUGAGGUGUUGGAGCUGAUGAUGGUGCCUAAAUGCAUUGUGUCACCUCAGGCAAACAGGCCAGUAAUGGGAAUUGUCCAAGACUCACUUUUAGGGUGCAGGAAAAUCACUAAAAGAGAUACAUUCAUUUCAAAGGAUGUUUUUAUGAAUAUAUUGAUGUGGUGGGAAGAUUUUGAUGGGAAAGUUCCUGCUCCUACGAUAUUGAAACCAGAACCACUGUGGACUGGGAAACAAGUUUUCAAUCUGAUUAUUCCUAAGCAGAUAAAUCUUAUUAGAUAUUCUAGCUGGCACAAUGAGUCAGAAAGGGGACCUAUAACCCCUGGAGAUACGAUGGUCCGAAUUGAAAAGGGGGAACUUCUUACUGGUACUCUUUGCAAAAAGACACUAGGAACAGGCACUGGAAGUCUCAUUCAUGUUGUUUGGGAAGAGGUUGGCCCUGAUGCAGCUCGCAAAUUUCUUGGCCAUACUCAGUGGCUUGUAAAUUACUGGCUUUUACAGAAUGCUUUUAGCAUUGGAAUUGGUGAUACAAUUGCUGAUGCUUCGACCAUGGAGACUAUUAAUCAGACUAUUUCACAGGCUAAGGAUAAAGUGAAACAACUCAUCCGGGAAGCUCAGGAAAAGAAAUUGGAGGCUGAACCUGGUCGGACAAUGAUGGAUUCAUUUGAAAAUAGAGUUAACCAGACUUUGAAUAAAGCUCGUGAUGAUGCUGGAAAUAGUGCCCAAAAAAGUUUAUCUGAGAGCAAUAAUCUGAAAGCUAUGGUCACAGCUGGUUCCAAGGGAAGUUUCAUCAACAUAUCUCAGAUGACUGCUUGUGUGGGCCAACAGAAUGUUGAGGGUAAACGAAUUCCAUUUGGGUUCAUAGACCGAACAUUGCCCCACUUCACAAAAGAUGAUUAUGGGCCUGAAAGUCGUGGGUUUGUGGAGAACUCAUAUCUCCGUGGACUGACCCCUCAAGAGUUCUUUUUUCAUGCCAUGGGAGGUAGGGAAGGUCUUAUUGAUACUGCAGUCAAGACAUCAGAAACUGGGUACAUUCAGAGGCGGCUUGUAAAGGCUAUGGAAGACAUCAUGGUUAAAUAUGAUGGGACAGUUAGGAAUUCUUUGGGAGAUGUCAUACAGUUUCUCUAUGGCGAGGAUGGUAUGGAUGCUGUUUGGAUAGAAACACAGAAGCUGGAUUCAUUGAAAAUGAAAAAAACAGAUUUUGAUAGGGCUUUUAGGUAUGAAUUUGAUGAUGAAAACUGGAAGCCUACUUACAUGCUUGAAGAGCCUGUAGAAGACUUGAAAACAAUUAGAGAGUUUCGUAAUGUGUUUGAGGCGGAAGUUCAAAAGCUUGAUGCCGAUAGGUUUCAACUUGCAACUGAGAUUGCCACUACUGGUGACAGUUCUCUGCCACUACCUGUCAAUCUUAAGAGGCUUAUCUGGAAUGCUCAGAAGACAUUUAAGGUUGACUUUCGAAGACCUUCUGAUAUGCAUCCAAUGGAAAUAGUGGAAGCUAUUGAUAAGCUCCAGGAGCGACUUAGAGUAGUUCCUGGGGAUGACCUUUUAAGUCAAGAAGCUCAGAAAAAUGCCACUCUCCUGUUCAAUAUUCUGCUUCGUAGCACUUUUGCCAGUAAAAGGGUCCUGGAGGAGUACAGGCUUUCUCGUGAGGCAUUUGAAUGGGUAGUAGGGGAAAUAGAAUCAAGGUUCCUGCAAUCACUUGUGGCCUCUGGGGAAAUGAUUGGUUGUGUGGCAGCACAAUCAAUCGGUGAACCUGCUACUCAGAUGACUCUCAACACUUUCCAUUAUGCUGGUGUCAGUGCUAAGAAUGUUACUCUUGGUGUUCCUAGGUUAAGGGAAAUUAUUAACGUUGCCAAGAGAAUUAAGACACCUUCUCUAUCUGUGUAUUUGAAACCUGAGGUUUGUAAGACUAAAGAGAGAGCCAAGAAUGUGCAGUGUGCUUUAGAAUAUACCACUCUACGAAGUGUGACUCAAGCCACAGAGGUGUGGUAUGAUCCAGACCCCAUGGGUACAAUCAUAGAAGAGGAUGUUGAUUUUGUAAGGUCUUACUACGAAAUGCCCGACGAAGAAGUUGCUCUUGAUAAAAUAUCACCUUGGUUACUUCGUAUAGAACUGAAUCGUGAAAUGAUGGUGGAUAAGAAGUUGAGUAUGGCUGAUAUUGCUGAGAAGAUCAAUCGUGAAUUUGAAGAUGAUUUAACAUGCAUAUUUAAUGAUGACAAUGCUGAAAAACUUAUACUUCGAAUCCGUAUUAUGAAUGAUGAAGCACCCAAGGGAGACAUUCAAGAUGAAUCAGCUGAAGAUGAUGUUUUCUUGAAAAAGAUAGAGAGCAACAUGCUCACUGAAAUGACCUUGCGUGGUAUUGCAGAUAUCAACAAAGUUUUUAUUAAAAAUACAAAAAUUCAGAAGUUUGAUGAGAAUGAAGGUUUUAAGCCUCACGAGGAAUGGAUGCUUGAUACCGAAGGUGUCAACCUUUUAGCUGUUAUGUGCCAUGAAGAUGUUGAUGCGACAAGGACCACAAGCAACCACUUGAUUGAAGUUAUUGAAGUUCUUGGUAUUGAGGCAGUUCGACGGUCUCUGCUGGAUGAAUUGCGUGUUGUCAUUUCAUUUGACGGGUCUUACGUCAAUUACAGGCAUCUGGCUAUUCUUUGUGAUACCAUGACAUAUAGAGGGCAUUUGAUGGCAAUUACACGUCAUGGUAUCAACAGGAAUGAAACUGGCCCAAUGAUGAGGUGCUCGUUUGAAGAGACUGUUGAUAUUCUCCUUGAUGCUGCGGUAUAUGCUGAGACCGAUUACUUGAGGGGUGUAACUGAAAAUAUUAUGUUAGGUCAACUAGCCCCCAUAGGCACUGGUGAAUGUGCCCUGUUACUUAAUGACGAGAUGCUAAAGAAUGCUAUUGAACUCCAGCUACCUAGUUAUAUGGAAGGUCUUGAUUUUGGCAUGACACCUGGUCGUUCCCCAAUAUCUGCUACUCCAUAUCAUGAAGGCUUGAUGUCUCCAAGUUAUCUGCUGAGCCCAAAUCUCCGGCUGUCUCCUACUAACGAUGCACAGUUUUCACCAUAUGUUGGUGGGAUGGCAUUUUCUCCUACCUCAUCUCCUGGUUACAGUCCAUCAUCACCAGGCUAUAGUCCAUCAUCACCUGGAUACAGCCCUACUUCACCAGGGUACAGCCCCACAUCACCUGGGUACAGCCCCACGUCACCUGGGUACAGCCCUACCUCUCCAACAUACAGCCCUAGCUCUCCUGGAUAUAGUCCUACGAGCCCAGCUUAUUCACCUACAAGUCCAUCCUACUCUCCUACAUCACCCAGCUACAGCCCUACGUCGCCCAGCUACAGCCCCACUUCUCCCAGCUACAGCCCUACAUCUCCUAGCUACAGUCCCACUUCACCUGCAUACAGUCCAACUUCACCAGCAUACAGCCCCACUUCACCUGCAUACAGUCCUACUUCUCCAUCAUAUAGUCCAACAUCACCUUCCUAUAGUCCAACUUCUCCUUCCUACAGCCCCACGUCACCCUCUUACAGCCCAACAUCUCCAUCAUAUAGUCCUACAUCACCUGCUUACAGUCCCACCUCUCCUGGGUACAGCCCCACAUCACCUUCUUACAGCCCAACAUCGCCAUCUUAUAGUCCUACUUCCCCAAGUUACAAUCCACAGUCUGCAAAGUAUAGUCCUUCAUUGGCAUAUUCUCCUAGCAGUCCAAGAUUGUCUCCAUCAAGUCCAUACAGUCCUACAUCUCCAAGUUACAGCCCAACAUCUCCAUCAUAUUCACCAACAUCUCCUUCAUACUCACCAUCGAGCCCAACAUACAGUCCCAGCAGCCCAUAUCAUUCUGGUACGAGCCCAGACUAUAGCCCAAGUUCGCCGCAGUUUAGUCCCAGCACUGGUUAUUCACCAAGCCAACCUGGUUACUCACCAUCAUCUACCAGCCAGUACACUCCGCAGACGAAUGACAAGGAUGAUAGAGGCGCCCAAUGA